AUGGAUCUUCUCGCGCUAGGAGAGCAAAAGUACGCCGAGGAACAUCCAUUGCAUUACGCAGCUACAAAAGGUGAUGCUACUCUUUUCAGGCGUCUGUUGCAAAAGCCUGAACUCCGCGCCGAUACCGACGGCGACCCUGGUAGCGGACAUGACUGUCUACAAACUGCGAUUUUUAACGGCAACAAGGAGAUUGCCGAAGCUCUGGUUACCCUACCUCUUUCUGAGUUUGAUUGGACCCGUCAUCCCAUGGCAGCUCAUGGGGCCAUCAGCUACCUAGCCUCCGCUGCUACACUCGGCCGCUUUGACAUCUUCAAGAUCAUGGCCGACACAGGGAAUGUGGACAUUUUCGAAGGAGACUCCCUUGGCAAGACCCAGCUGCACCAUGUCAGCGACGUACCCAUUGGCCAGACGCCGUUCCAUCCUAUCGACGACGAGGGCGCUGUCAAGAUAGCCCGAUUCCUUCUGGAACAGGAAGCCAUACAGGUGGACUCUGAGGAUACCAAAGGGCAGACUCCUCUAUCAUUGGCUGCUCAACAUGGAAAGAGAGGCAUCGUUCAGGUUCUUCUUGAAGUCAGCAGGGACCCGGACUCUAAGGAUCAAGAUGGAAACAGUCCCUUCUAUUACGCCGUUCGCAACGGACAUGGCCCUAUCGCAGAGCUCUUGGCCAACACCGGCAAAGUCGACUGUGGCGUGAGGGCGAGGGCGGAGAGUGAUCGGCGCUCAGACCAGGAGCGAGGACCAACAUUUACGUGGCACGUUCUGUAA
Fusarium odoratissimum NRRL 54006 is the source of this 765-nucleotide messenger RNA. RefSeq lists its product as uncharacterized. Gene Ontology annotation, molecular function: protein binding. Lineage: Eukaryota; Fungi; Ascomycota; Sordariomycetes; Hypocreales; Nectriaceae. The transcript is spliced from 2 exons. The coding region runs from base 1 to 765 and encodes 254 amino acids. The record is from RefSeq and is a predicted model, not a curated record.